UUCGCUUUUUAAAAUGCUACCUUUGAGGUCGUAUAAUUCUGGUGUUUUAUUGGGUAACUGGUGGGAGGAGAGAAUAUUAGAAAAAGAAGAAAAGUCUGCGCGAUACAGUAAAAAUGAGGAUCAGUUGUCAUCUAAACACUUUCUCAGUUUACUCACAGAGAGUACUCCUACUAUGAUUCAAUGCUCAGCGAUGCCGUCAGAUGGAUAUUUGCGUUUUGGGUCUAAUGUUCAGAUAAUAAAUCCAGGAUCAUCUCCAUAUUACGUAAAAUGUGGACUUGCGACCACACGCCCACCUCAUUCUCUUGGCCUUUCAAUAGAUAUCUCAUGCAACCUAACUUUGGAACUUUCUAAUUCCGAUGACAAUAUUUUUGAGUCUUUGGGAAGAAAUGGUUUACUGAGUGUUACCGCAUCAAAGAAUGUACAGCCAUCUGCAAAAAAUGUUUUCCGGAUAUUCUGUUUACAUGAGAGCCAAUAUGGUCGAGUAAUUCGUUACGGUGAACCAUUCGUUUUUGGAUUACAACCAGACAUCAUCUCAUCAAAAUGUAAUGCUGCACUAAAGAAAAAGUUAAAUACAGAUCAAUGUCUAUAUUUGGCUAGUGAUCUACAACACCUAGGUGAUCAAAAUUUACAGCCAGGUGCACAAAGUCUAUACUUUGAAGUUGGGAGACCAUCAUUUCUGUCUCAGUGGCGUUUGGAGUAUGAAGACCCACACUUACGUAAAGAGUUUGAAGGUAGGCCAGUAAAGGUAAGAAUAAUAAAUUUGUGAUGUAAACGAAACAUUUUAAGGAUAUUAAAGAAAAUUGGUAUUACAGAAAAAUGUAUUCGCCGACAUUGUUGUUUCGCUAUAAAUAAUUUGUUCUUGAAGUUUGGCUAGUUCUCUGUUUUUGAAACUUAUAAUAAUGAUAUUUUUUAUGAAAGGCUCAGUAUCUCAGUAAUCAGAGCGUCGUGGUUUUGAUAUUAAAGGCACUGGGUUUGACUCCAAGUUCAGACAUUACUGGGUUUCAGGCAUGUACUACUAAAGAAACGCUUAUCUCGAAUUCUACUACAAACUGUACCCCAUAUAUUCUAAAUUUUUCUGUUACAUUUUUAACUCGUCAGUUUAGUAGCAAUAUAUUACGUAAAACAUGUUAAGAUCUAAUGUGGUAACUGUCCCACUUCCUUACAUCAAUUUUUUAUGAGAGUGAGCAAAUUACCCACCUUUUCAGAAGUCAAUUUUAAUUAGUUUUUAAAUUUUAACCUUAUUUUUGUUGAUUAAUCUAAACAAUUAUUUCAUUUUAUCUGUUUACUCUGCCUCAUUCCUUUUUUAUAAUCACUGAAUCAGUUCCCUCAACAUUAUAUGUACACCUUACCAAUAAGUUCUAACCAACGGAAAUUCUUUGUUCAAAGUUCACUGUCCAGCACAUUCAACCAAUAAAAAGCUUCAAUAAACGUUUGUAAGGAUCUAUUUGGUAAUCAGUGAUAUGAAAAAAACUUCUUCCAACGUCUUAUUUGAAAGUUUAUUUUAUAACUUUCAAUGUUUUGCUUCUUACUUUUGUUUUAUUUUAGUCUGACCAAAAGUUAAUCAUCAAACAUGUUCGAAGUAAUAAAGCAUUAGCCUUGGAACCAAGUUUUACAGCUCGCACAUUAUUCGGACAAGAAACCUGCUUAAGCGUACGAACAUACUAUGAUUCUCAUAAACUGGAGCGUGACGUCAAUGUUUGGAUGUUAGCAACAGCUAAACAACAAGGUUUAUCAUCUAUUUCAGAUGAACAAGCACCACAUAAAAUUCUUGAAAAUACUUCUUUGGAGGGUGAUUGUGCAGCAGGAUCAAAUCUUAGCGAUGAAAAACAAGUUCAUUUUGAGCAGAAUACCAAUUCAACUGAUGCGUGAAUAACAUUAUAGACCUUUAUUAUUUUAUACGUAUUUAGUUAACUACUUAAAAGUUUGAAAGUAGUUAAACGGUGACAAACAAUUAUUCAGUAAUAUAUGUAGGUGAAAUUUUACAGUAGAACAUCUAUCAAUUCAUCAUCGCGUAUUAUCUGAAGUAUAAAAUACAAUUCUAAUCCAUGCACUUCAAAUCAACUGCUUUUGAAGUGUCUACUAAUAAAAAUUUCCUAACUAUCAAAAUAGUGUUAAUAAUUUUAAAAAGUAUAAUUUAUUUUGAUAUACCUGAUAAAUAUCUAUUUGAAAUUACAUAGUAAAUAAUAAAUGAACACUCAU
This is a messenger RNA of Schistosoma spindalis, 2199 nucleotides long. Lineage: Eukaryota; Metazoa; Platyhelminthes; Trematoda; Strigeidida; Schistosomatidae. The record is from the annotation of a GenBank genome assembly.